This is a messenger RNA of Lineus longissimus, 10578 nucleotides long. RefSeq lists its product as uncharacterized. The transcript has 50 exons. Gene Ontology annotation, molecular function: calcium ion binding; protein binding; G protein-coupled receptor activity. Lineage: Eukaryota; Metazoa; Nemertea; Pilidiophora; Heteronemertea; Lineidae. Gene Ontology annotation, biological process: homophilic cell-cell adhesion; cell surface receptor signaling pathway; adenylate cyclase-activating G protein-coupled receptor signaling pathway. Gene Ontology annotation, cellular component: plasma membrane. The record is from RefSeq and is a predicted model, not a curated record. The coding region runs from base 466 to 8217 and encodes 2583 amino acids.
GUUCGGUCUUAUGUAUGUCUUUCUGUGUUCGUCUGAAUUUUGGAAUGCCAUGACAAGGAUUGUUUUACGUUCGAUCAUUCAACUUCUGUUUCUGGAUUUGGUGUCACAUCCUGGAUUUUCAGCCGGGAAUUCAUGGUCACUAAUUGCGGUCAAAGUUAAACUUUACUCGGAGUGGGAGGAAUUACAGAACGAUUGUUAUCGGUGGAACGACUCAACUUACGCUUAUCAUGAUCAUGAACAUUAGGGAUGUUCACAAACACGCGGACUAUGAGAGCAUAUUUUGGGCUUAAACCAUCUGUCACGUUUUCUGUUACCAACGUGUGACCCCACAUGGGCUAAAAUCAUGUAAGGAUGACUCAUGCUAUUGACCUAAGACUCGGAUAGUCGGACUCCAUACUCCGUCUACGUUGACCACAGAACUGCUGGCAAUAUUGGAGGAGAAAUCUACCCACAAAAAACUUGACCAUGUUGUCACAAGUCAUUAUCAUCCUGGCUUGUCACGUGACACUUGGUGCCUUCCAAUUCUCAAGGGCUCCACCUACCGGGACGCAAUUGACGCCAGAAACGAAUUUCACAUCGGUAUCGCCCCCAGUGACGUCAGAAGCUGAACGUUUAUGUACUCGAAAUCUCACCCUCCAACUCAUGGAAAACCAGUAUCCGCGAAAGUAUGUCUGUCCUGAAGAAUACGAUGCGUUCAAGCAGAUUUGCCAGACCAAGGGAAGGCGCUUGAAUUGUGUAGUUUCCCAAGAGGAGCAAAAUCAGUACGGCGCACUGUUUGGGGUCGUGUCUAGUUCAGAUGGCGGGGCGGUGUGCUUCGGCCCCACGCCUCAGAUGAUCCCGGUUGACAGGGAAAUGGUCGCAGUCAUUGGCACGUUCAAAAUAAAAUGCAGUGCCAGCAACGAGAAUGGGGUCGAUCAUAUAGAAUCUAUCUCUGUGUACGUAUCCGUCGGUGAUGCGGAUGACAACAAACCGGUUUUCACCAACGGGAGUUACAACAUAACAGUCAGGGAGUUCUCCGUCUAUAGAAUCAAGCUUGUUGCGACGGAUGCGGAUAUCGGUGACAAUGCUGCUGUGACGUAUAAAAUUGUCUCUAGACCAAUUGUCCCAGGCAUAGUCAUCAAUGAAAUGUCGGGACUCCUCACCAUCCAAGGACUCAAUGCCACGGAAAGUUGGAGUGCAAUCAGUCUAGAUAUCGAGGCGAUAUCCGGGCUCGAUCCCGCUUCCAAUAUGACAGCUGCGACCAGGGUUACCAUUAAUGUCGAGGACAAGAAUGAACCUCCCCAGUGCCGGACAGGCGCCGCGCGGUCCGUUUACGUGAACCUAACUACUAUGGAUGGCGUGGCAAGUGCUCUUACCGGCAAAUCCUUCCCAACAGCAUUUUGUUUUGAUUCAGACAGGGAUGCUGAGUUUAGGACGGUGGUUUAUCGAUUGGAAGCUGAAGGCGAUUCAAAGUAUUUUACGAUGCCCGAUGCAAAAACUGGAAGUCUCCGAAUUGUCAGAGCUCUACCUCAGAACAGGUACAUCUACAACCUCACGGUCACUGCCGGCGACACUGAUUGGGAUAAAGCGACACAGUUCACAGUCAUCUUGGAAAUUAUAGGUCUUUCACCCGUCUGCCCGCAGUCCAUCUCCCGCCGUAUCGAUCCUGACAUUAGUUGCGUAACGUUCGGUGGUGCCUGCGAGACCCCGUACGAUACCCCACUGGAAUACCGGCUGGAGAAGAUACCUCCAUUCUUGAGUCACGGGGACAGAGCGCUGUGUCUGAAUGAUGAGUUCACUGUCAAUGAUGAGGGACCUCUGCAACUCUACCUCUUAAGUGAGGUCCCAGACUUGGCGACUCCUACGCGAUUUGCUCUGAAUCUGAACGUUACUCUGUCCCCAAGGCCCAGAUUCAUUGGCCUGCCCAAGAACAUCACUAUCCGCGAUGACAUAAGUGUCAAGACACCAAUCCUGCGGAUCUAUACGGAAGUAUAUGCUUAUCUAUCCAUCGGUAUUCCCGAUGACUUCAGGGACUUCUUUUCUCCAAUUGGAAGUACAAUUCGCGUCGCCCGCCCACUAACUGGCUACCCAUCGGAAACUUUUACGAUUAACAUAGCAGCUAGUGUUACGCCCACUUCGAAAUGGAAGACAACAGCCACCGUCGUGGUUAACAUUUUGAAUAUCAACACACCCCCAUCGUGUGCAUUGACAAGAGGAAACGUUGUUACAUUGCGAUACCAUGAAGGUUCUCGUGGCAAUGUCUUCAUACUGGUGGGCGAAUCUGAAACAGAUUUUGGAUUCAUUGGUAGUUUCACUGGAGGAAGUGGUGAUUCUGGUAGUUUCAGAGGAGGAAGUGGUGAUUCUGGUAGUUUCACUGUUACUACUACCAGUGAUGCCGGUAGUUUUACUGGUCAAAAGAACUUCGACAAGCGCAGCAUCGGCGAUAGUGUGACCAUCCACAGCACCUUUGCCAAAGGUGACAGCCUGUCUUUGAAAGGGGAUUGGGGCGACACGACUAGCGGCUUUUCAACGUUGCCUCCUGGAAACAGUGAAAGCACCUUCGCCAAAGGAAAUAUUGGUGGUGAUUUCGUGAAAGGGGAUCCAGCAACGGCAUUUCCUGGAGAUGUCGGCAGCUCCUCUGUCACAUGGGAUUACGGCAGUGGUUUUUCAAAAGGUGACCUGGGCAGUUGGGGAACAACAGACAGUCCCAGUUGGACCGAUAUGCCUUGGGAAACAGAAUCAUCGAUACCCCCUUCGGACAUGGCUUCCAGCCAAGGGCCAAUUUAUGAUAAGCAACUGCCGACUAUUAUCCCACCAGACAGUGGAUUAUUUUUUUUAAACAAGGCCAACUGCAAUGAUACUGAUAAUACUAUCGAGAAUGCCAUGAUCGUGUAUGAUCUAAAGGACACGUUACCAGGCAGCGGCGACUCAAAGUUCUUCUCCAUCGACCCAUUGGGAGUAAUUGAGUUUGAUACCCGAGGGCUGACCACCAACAAGUCCCUCUUUCUGGUUACCUAUACAGCUGGUGACAUUGAAGGCUUUCCUCGGCCAUUGCGGGCGUCUGGUACAGUUGGUAUUUUAAUCAAAGAUCUACCAAUGAGCUGUCAACCUAAUGUAAGCGUGAGGCUAACAAAUGCCGAAGGAUUAAAUUGCCAGAUCGUUAGACCCUGCCAAAGCCCAUACGAGCAGCAACUCAUCCAAAUGUUUCUAGGAUCUGCACCAAUGGAUGGCGCGGGGGAUACUGAAAAUGACGCUGGAUCCGGGGAAAGCCAUAUGAGCAUCAUCACAUACCAGUUGAUUGCGAAUGCCUCGACCGACCAGUACCUUGACGUCUCCAAUGGGGUGAAUGAUAUAAAAAUCUGCCUGAACAAGAGCGGUGAUCUUGGCGAAAGUAUCGAAACGACAUUCCACUUGGAGGCACACCACGACUCUAGAUUCAACGAAAGUCAACUGAUUGACGUGAACUUCGUCUUUACUCUCCGAAAUGUCACACUAUUCCUUGAGAAAUCUUACUCCACGCUCAUAGACGAAGUUGAUGCCAUCCCAGGAACCGAGGUUGUGUCUCUUAGUUUUAUUGACUCGGCCCUUUUGACAUUUGCGAUUGCGAAAGAGAUGGAUAACUAUUUCACCAUUGAUGGAAAUGGGACCAUUGCUUUAGCUGACCAACUCGCACCAGCAGUUUACAAUUUUGAAGUCGUUGCGUCUGAUCCGAAUAGUGAUACAGACAGAGCUGAGGUAGAGAUCAGGGUAUUGAUGGCAUCUCUUAACUGUACAAUGAGGCAACAUGUGUCAGAGUUCGACAUCACAACACUUGUGAGUGAACUAGUGGCGACCCUCGUCUGCGUGGAUCCCGGACUUCAGACAAGAAGAAAAACAGCUCAACUGAUAGACCCCUACCUAUCAUUCGACAUCGGAAGAGACAUCACGGAAAGGACUUGGAAUACAACCAGUGUUUUCUUAGACAUCUUCUUCUACAAAACUCCUAUCCUCGCAAGAAACAAUUUCUCUACCUCCGUAAAGGUAAUUAGAGGGAGGGAAGAUCCCUCAUCAUCAGAGAUAUAUCCGAUCAGCUAUUCUGUCUCAGUGGAAAUUCCUAAACCUGUUCUGAGGAGAGAAGAAGUUACUGACAACACUAUUCACAUAUCGUGGAAUUUUGGGGAGUCAGAUUUCGAGGAGAAGUACUUUGCUCAAAUAGACCACUUUAUUUUGUCUUGGAAGAACCAAACUACAUCAACAGUGCGGGAGACAGCUCGUGAGAACUUUGAAGAAAAUAGACUAACCUUCCGAAAUAAUACUGUGCGGACAUAUAUUUUGGGAAGUUUGGCUCAGAAUACCACGUAUUGGUUUAAACUGAUUGCCGUACAAAAAGACUCGUAUUAUGCGGAUAAAGAAUCUGAUCUUAUGAAAGUUACCACCAUUGCACAACUAAUCUACGAGAUUCGCCUGACAUUCCCCCUGACGUUCCAAGCCGACCUCCUCGAUAGGAAUAGUGCAAUGUUUAAGACGUACUCAGCGGAUUUGAUAACUGAUAUUGAGAGGUCUCUGAAGGCUAUCAGCGGCACCAACGAGGGGUUGGGACUCCAAGGAGGUGAAUUUGAUAUAACGAGAUUUCAGAGCGAUCAAACGGAUUCCACAUAUGUUCGAAGCUAUGUUAAUUACUUUGCUAUUGGAAGCCUUGUGGCAUCUGUCAACGUAAUUAUGAAUGGAGCGAACCCGGAGAGGCAGUUUGCCUCUGCUAACACAGUCAACUCCUUCGUCCAGUAUGUCCAGCAGUCAGGAAAGCUUGGGGAUUAUGAUGUAACUGGAAUUCUUGCGACAGCAAAAGGAGAUGAAACUGUCGACAUCAUCGGCCAAACAUUUGCCACCUUACCUCUCCUGGCGAAUUCUACUAAUUUGGUGACGUGCGAAGCCAGCGUGAGCGGCCCAGCGGCACCUGUCUUUGCUUGGUAUUUGGGCUCGGCAAAGAUACUCAACGCAGGAAAUGCCAGAGUCUUCUUUAAGGGUGCUGUAAGAAACCAGUUUGGAAACUAUGAAUCCGGGCUCAUAGUGACAAAGCUAAGGCCCAAGGACUCGGGUAACAUUACUUGUCUCGCCUCCAUUGGUAACACCAUCGCCAAUUCCUCAACAAUCGAAGCAAAUGUACUUCCACUUCCAGUCGUAAGCGUGACACCGAAAGCGAAGACUGUCCGCAAUGGGGGGAGUAUCUCUAUUGAAUGCGUGGUGGGGUAUCCAUCCUAUCCAAAUAUACUGAUUUAUCCAAUUAAUGUGACCUGGGUGGCAUCGAAAUGGAUUGCGGACAAGGACACUGUCGUAAGCACUGAUGGGAAGGAUGAUGCACUUCCCAGAGCAUCAGAUUUAAAAACAGUGAACACCGCAAGCGGGAAGAUUCUCAAAGUAACUAAUUUGAGGACUGAUGUCAUCUUUACGUGCAUCGGGAGCAACCAGGCGGGCGAGGUCAAGGUCAAUUCGCAGAUAGCUGUUUUAGAUAAAAGUGAGAGUACGUGCCCUGCAGAGGUUGGUCCGAAUGGCAUAUCUUGGUCCGCUACACGUGAAGGUAUUACAGAUGCACAGCCUUGUAUGUCGGGAUACUCAGGUGUUGCCUACCGCCGAUGCGUAUUGAGUGGUGGUUCUGUUGCCUGGGGCGUUCCAAACCUGACGUCCUGUACUAGUGAGCGAUUGGCUGCAAUUCUUGAGGGAUCUGUGGACUUGGUUGAUGGCAUUCAGUCAACGACCAUCAAGCAAACUGCAGCCGAGAUCAAAACAUUCACGUCACAGGGAACGCAGUUGGUUUCGGGGGAUAUCGCCGCCUCACUGAAAACGAUAGAGAACUUGGUGACAGCAGAGGGGAGCCAAGUGGAAGGGGAGGAUGCCACUGAACAGGACAUCAUUGAAUCUGCAAGCAACAUUUUAGACGAAAAGUAUGAAUCAUCCUGGCUAGAAAUAGAAAAGUUACAACCUGGGGCUUCAGAACUUAUGAAGGAUAUGGGCGACUAUGGGAAAACCAUCUCUAGGCGGUUGACAACUGAUGUGCCGAAAGUGAUUCCCUCGAAGAACGUUGUGCUACAAGCCGAGAAAACGAAUACAUCCCGUUUGAAAGGCACAACCAGCAUCUUUCCCGAUGUGAGUUUGCCAGGCAUGCCAACCUGGACAAAUACAGAUAACCAGAUCAAACUUGAAGGGGAUGCUGUGUUUCAAAUAUAUGGGGAUAGCGAAGUGAGCUUCAGCGCAUUGCAAUAUAGAACGAUCAGUCGAUUCCUGUCGAAUGAGACCGACAGCACUCAGUCGAAAAGGAAAUUCGUGAACUCAGACACCCUGGCUUUAUCUAUAGAACCUGCUAUAGCGGCCUCUAUAUUUGAUCCACCGAUUACCCUUGUUUUCCAACACUCGAAAACGUCUGUGAAUUACACGAACGGAACAUGCAGUUACUGGGACUACGAUUACAGGGGCACACCUGGAGGCGCUUGGUCGUCAGAUGGCUGCGUAGCAGUAACGUCUACGGCAGAUUCAACCACCUGUGAGUGCAACCAUCUCACCAACUUUGCCAUCUUAAUGAGUCUGACCAAUAUUGAUAAAGCUUUGACAGUGCCGUUAAGUUACUUGACACAGAUUGGAUGUGGCAUCUCAAUUGCCUGUUUGGUGGUUACCGUCACCCUCUACGCCAUCUAUUGGAAAAAAAUCAAAUCCGAUCGGUCGAUCAUCCACCUGAACCUAUGCGUUGCCAUCAUCUUAGCUGAUACGACUUUCCUGGCUGGAGUGGAGCAAACACAAAUACAGGCUGUCUGCAAAGUGGUUGCCGCCUUGCUCCACUUCUUCUUUCUGGCCGUGUUCAUGUUCAUGCUGAUUGAAGGUGUAGAGCUCUACAUCCUCUUGGUGAAGGUGUUUGAUGUCGGGAGUAGUAGGGCCAAGUGGUACAUCAUUGCGGGAUGGGGUGUCCCAGCUGCAGUGGUGGGCAUCUCGCUCGGUAUAACGCAGACAAAUGGUUAUGGGAAUGAAGACUACUGUUGGUUAUCUUUGGUAGAUGGCCUGCUGUGGACGUUUGUAGGCCCAGCCUUAGGAAUCAUAGUAGUUAAUUUCAUUUUCCUUUUCCUCGCCCUGAGAGCAAUGUUUAAAACGAAAGUUAUAGAGGACAAAACUAGAGCAAAGAGGGCAAAAGCGGGUGUACGAGCAUUGUUCAUUUUGGUUCCUCUCCUUGGCCUGACGUGGGUGUUUGGUGUCUUCGCGGUCAACAACUCCACCAUCAUAUUCCAGUAUUUAUUCACGAUAUUCAACUCUCUUCAGGGCCUCUUUAUCUUCAUUGUUCACUGCUUAAUGAACAAACAGCUUCAGAAAAUCUGGUGCAAGAAACGUUUGGAGAAAUCGUCCAAGACAUCGAAGUCACAUUCCUCCCAGGUUCAUCAAAACGAGUAUGGAGUGGCUUCCGGUCAACGCAGCAGAAAGGUUUCUUUCCCAACCGAGCAAUUCGCCCUUGGUACCAAUUCACAAACUGACUCAUCAUUCGGUAUUACCAACCCUAGUUUUGAUGAAAAAGAGGUUGAUUGUCUCGGGAAGUCGCCGACCGAACAUGAUGCAGUGCUGGUCGAUACAACCGUCACAGAACAGAAGCAGGCAAUCGUUGUCAAAACUCACGAGGGAAAUUAUGAUAAUGCUGGUUUAAAUAACAGCCACAAGCAGGAUGAAGGAAAAAUCUCCGUGGAAAUACCAAUAUCUGCCGAACCGGCCGUCGAUUACGAAGAGUUGCCCUCUCCUCCCAGAGGGCGGAGCCAUCCUUUGCCUUCACCUACCCUAGACCUGAGGCCUUUGCCUGCCCCAGGAGAGGGAACAUCAUCUACCUCAGGAGCGAUGUCUUCUAUAUCUUCACCUGCUUCGUUGGGGAGGCCUUCUCUAUCAAUGGUCACCGAGCCCGUUCCAGAUUAUGAUGAGCCUGUUCCGGAUUAUGACGAGCCUGGCCAUGACGAAUCACCAGUGAGAGAACUACGUUCUCCCUCAUUUACCGAUUUGGUACAGAUGGCCACCAAGCCAAGAAUCGUCUACAAUGAAGAUUUUCAGCUCAAGUUGACAACGAGAAAGCAACACGUCGACAACAUUCACUCUGCUGGCGAGGCAUUAAGGAAACCGACAGAGUUAAAAAGAAGAUUAACGCAUAUGGAAUCUGAAAAUGUCAACUGGAAUAAGCUGCGAAUUGUCAUGGCCAGCCCAGAAAAGAAGAAAAUAUUGUUGGCACGUCUCAGGCUGUCCUAAAAAUCAACUAAGAUGUGAAAUGAUAUGGCUUGGAGUCACAUCUGCAUCAAAAUAUGAGGAAAGGCACAAGCGUGAAAUACAUUGUUUUUUUUCAUAUGGAAAAUUGCUUCCAACAGGACCGCAACUUCACCUAACGGUAUCCCUGGAAUAAAAACUGCAAUCAGCAGUGCAUUAAAGAGAAUGUAUCGGUAUUGAAGCCAACCCAAAAUUUAAAAACCGCCUCAUAAACUAGACAGACACUAGCGCCAGUCAUAAAUAUCAGUAUAGAGGGCAGCAUGAGUUACACCUGGGGACGAAUGAUUGCGAUUUUGGAUCCAUUAACCCCCUAAAUCCCUCGAACUUUAGUGGAACCUAUCUUAUCCAACACCUACCAGGAGGAUAACCUCUCAAAUAUUUCACACUGAUUUUGGUCAUAGAGUGGUAAUUAGCCUGAAACAUGAAAAAGGUAAAAACGUUCUUCAAGAAAAGUGAGAGUGCAUUCUGUUAUCCCAAACCAUUAGUAUGAAAUCAGCGAAGAAAGAAAAAAAUCCCUUGGGAAAAUGUUUUUAAAAAUAAGUUUUUCGAAAUUUCUACUUCAGAAUUUGAGAAAUUCGGUGAAAAUGGGUUAAUAUUCACUUUUCAACAACUGUCUUCCUCUGGUACCAGGUAUAAACAUCUAGUACAUAUAUAUCAUCAAUGUUUUGUCUUAGGAGGGGGAAAAUGAACUGUUGUCGUGGUAACCAAUGUCAAUUUUCAAAAUAAUGAAAAGAUGUGAUUUUUUGGUAAAAUUUCAUUUAUUGCAAUCAGCCGGACAACAUGUGGAACAAUUAAAUCUUUAUGUAUGAUAACGUCAUUUUUUACCUCCUAAAGCUGAGCAGCGUUAUAUUGCUUAACAGUUUGUCUAAGGCGCUGUCCAAAGAGUUUAUUGUCUUUGUCCUUGCCAAGGACGUGAAGUAUAGGCCUUUAUCAAAAUGUUUUCCACAUUUGUUAUAUAACGCUGUGACUGUGGAACUCCCUGCCGGAAAUGCGCUGCCUCACAGAGACACCCAUUUUUAAGAAAAAACUGAAAACACAUAUUUUUAUAAAUAGUUUUGAUUAGUCUCUUUUAUCUCCGUGUCUAUAUUUUAUGUACAGUGCAUAGAAAAUGUAUUUUCAUUAAUGUUGCACUUUUAAUUCAAUAAAUUAUUAUUAUUAUUAUUAUUAUUAUAAAGCAAGGGCUUGAAUUAUCAAUUUUUUAUAUCAAAAUUGGUUACCAUGGCAACAGUCCAUUUAAUUCUCCCAAAUUCCAAAAAAAUGAAGAGACAUGUUCAUUAUAUACGUGUUUAGUUGAAAAGUGAAUAUCAACGCUAUUUUUCACCGAAUUUCUCAAAUACUGGAGUGGAAAUUUCGAAAAAGUCAAUUUGUUAAAAAUUUACCCAACCGAUUUUUCUUUCUUCACCAACUUGUUGCUGAUGGUUCGGGAUAACAGAAUGCACUGUCGCUUUCCUCGAAGAAUUUUUCUACCUUUAUCAUGUUUCUGGCUCAGUGUCUGCAACCAGGGCCAAGGCAUCUCUCUCUAGGGUCAGAUAUUCUAUUGUGAUUAUGUGCUUAAUGGAAAAGUUAUGCUCAGUUGCAAUGCCGUAAAAUAGAGAGGUCCUACUGUAAUUAAAAACGACGGUGCUAAAAAAAAUUACAAGUGUGAAUGCUUAUUUUCAAAAUGUUCGCGCUUUUUUAAUUUUUGUGAUUCACAGAAGGUUCUGAAAACGAAUUUCGAUUGUUAUUUUCGCUAAUAGCAGUUAUUCGUGACAUCAGCAAAAGUUACAGUAAUGCAGUAAGUGACAUCGAUCAUACUGCAAUAGAUAACACUGUCAAGUGGUUCAUUUUUGCGAGGCUUCGUUUUUUGCGAUACGCAAAUAGUGAGGUUAUUUGCGCAAUGGAAAAAAGUAAAAGGCUUGCGAAAAACGCGCUAUUCAAGUAGCUCUUCCACGUCAUAAAUGUCAUUUAAAAUAUUGACUGUCAAUGACUGCAUCCCGACGAAGUUAUGAAAAGUACAUAAGUAUUGUACGGUCUUAAUCAACCAAUGCAGGUGUAGUAUUUAGUAUUAACAUAAAUGAAUUGUCAUUAAUAAUUUAUCACCAUGAGUUAAGCAUGCAUGUCACCAAUAGUAGUUCAAUCAGUGAAGCUGUUAUAUAGUGCACAUAUUAAACCUUUAAAUAUAUGUAAACAUACCGUUAAGAAAAAGCCGGGACUACUUUCUUCUUUUAGUUAGUUUUACUAUACACAUAUCUAUAAUGUAUUCAAUCUUUGUUAUCAUGUCCAAUUGUGUUCCAUUAAAUAAUGUUAAAGUUAAUAACGACAUUACAUGUAAGCUGUACAUUUUUCAAAUAAAUGCACUUUUAACUA